UUCCUCAAACUGCCCAAUGCUGUUUUUCACCAACUUGAAUUUAGAGCAAACAGGAGCGUGGAAGCAUUUAACUUUCUGCUGUUGCCGGUGCAUGGUAAGAACUGCAAAACUGAGUGCUGCUGCUAAUCUGUUCUCAGAACAAACCAGUUGAAGGAAUUUUCCCCCCUCCAUAAUUCAGUAAUAAUGACACAGCUGCAGUUUAAAGAUGCAUUUUGGUGCAAAGAAUUUACAGUCCACACUGGCUAUGAAGUGCUCAUACAGCGACUGUUGGAUGGGAGAAAGAUGUGCAAGGAUGUGGAAGACUUGUUCAAACAGAGGGCACAAGCAGAAGAGCGAUAUGGGAAAGAGCUGGUUCAGAUUGCCCGAAAAGCAGGAGGACACACGGAAAUCAACACACUGAAGGCAGCAUUUGAGGUCCUAAAACAAGAAAUUGAAAAUGUUGGAAACUCACAUAUUCAGCUGGCAGUAAUGCUGAGGGAUGAACUGAAAAGAAUAGAGGAGUUCAGAGAAAGACAGAAGGAGCAAAGAAAAAAGUAUGAGUCUGCAAUGGAUCGUGUGCAAAAGAGCAAGCUGUCCCUUUAUAAGAAAACUCAAGAGUCAAAAAAGACCUACGAGCAGAAGUGCAAGGACGCGGAUGAGGCUGAGCAAACCUCUGAGCGGAUAAGUGCUUCGGGCAACCAAAAGCAAACAGAAAAGAGUCAAAACAAAGCUAAGCAAUACAGAGAUUCGGCGAAUGAAGCAGAGAGGGUGUACAAGCAGAACAUAGAGCAGCUGGACAAGGCCAGGACUGAAUGGGAGCAGGAACAUAUCAAAACCUGCAAGGCCUUUCAACUCCAGGAGUGCGACCGUAUCACCAUCCUCCGGAACUCCCUAUGGGUUCACUGUAACCAAUUCUCCAUGCAGAGUGUGAAGGAUGAUGAGCUGUAUGAAGAGGUUCGGCUUAGCUUGGAAAACUGUACUGUAGAAUCAGACAUGGACUGCUUUAUUAAGAAUAAAAUGACAGGAACAGAGCCACCAGGUCCAAUAGGAUAUGAAAAUUAUUAUGACAGAGAACCUCCUAAAGGCAGCCCAACCCAGUCUUGUGGGAUGAUUAAAAAGCUCUACAGAUUCUCUGGAUUAUUGCAUGGAAAUAGCAAAAACACCAGUGAACCCAUCAUUCCCACAGCCCCUCCUCUUGCUGAGAAAACAGAUGGGGUCUAUGCAUCCAUUAAUGUGGGUGAACACGCAGCAGCCACAUCAUCACAGAACUACAGAGUGCUCUAUGACUACACAGCCCAGAACACUGAUGAACUGGAUAUCAAUGAAGGAGACAUCAUAGCAGUCAUUGAAGAAAGCGAGGAUGGCUGGUGGACAGCAGAGAGGAAUGGUCAACAAGGAUUUGUGCCAGGGUCCUACCUUGAAAAGCUUUGAUGAAAAGCUGCACUUGUUUCAAGGCUCUAGUUUAAAGAUACCUUAUUACUCAAAAUACUGGACAUGGCCAGCCAUGACUGACCAAGAGGAGCCCAUGACUUCUAAAAUCAUCAUUUGGGGGGCUAACAAAACGACAUUUUUUCUACAUCUUUCCCUCCACACUGAAGUAGUUUUUUCCCAGAGACGCAAGAGGGGGUUCUUUUUUUCGCAAAGUUCUCUUCUCUCUUCCCUCCUUCUCCCUCACUGCCACUGUGACUUACCUAUCAACAUUUUACAUUGAACAGAGUACUUCAAUGUUAGAAGCAUGGAGGAGAGAAAAGGGGAAGAAUCUACUUAACUGCACUAAAAGAUUACUUUCAAGAGUAGAAAAUGAGGACCAUUCCUCUGUAAUUUUGUGCCACCCUGAUUAGGUUUUUUAAUCACUUCCAUGGCCUUUUCCACCAAAUAGCAAUUUUCUUCUUCAAUGGUGUAAGCAACUUUAACAUCCUUGCUGACAGUGUGCCAUUUGGGGGGCAGAUACAUGUAUUUUAGUGGUUUGAAUAAAUACAGCUUUGUCAUACCUAGGUCUUGGCUGUACAACGCAAAAUGGAGGUUCAUCCAGUAGGCACAAAGGGACAAGGAUGGAGACUCCUUAGUUAUUCUGAACUUAUUUAUUCUUUACCCAUAAUUAUUGUCAAAGAGAAAUGAUAGAACUGAUAGAAAAUCAUAAACCCAAGACGUAGCUCUAAAAACCAUUCUGACAUGAAGAAAAUAUAUGCCCUUACCAAUCAUCACCAACUCCUCCUAUGAUUUGUUAAACCCCAAGUCUUCCACAACCCCAACUUUGCAUUGGAUCCAAAAGCAAUGAGGUGAUAUUAGAUAACUGAGACCGAGUGUGGCCUUUUCUCUCUUUGAUGGAUUGUGUCAGACCUUAUCAGUUCUUUCAUGCACCUUAUAGACUAAUUGAAUCAAAGAUGCAUUAGCUUUGCGAGCAACAGCUUACCCUGUCAGAUGCCACUUAUGAAGUGAGCUGUUGCUCACAAAAGCUUAUUCAUCUCUGAUUCAGCUAGUCUGUAUCAGUGAGUUUCAACCAGGGUGCUGUGGCACCCUGGGAUAUCUUGGGAUCCUUUCAAAGGUGCUGCAGUAUGCUGCACAAUGUUAGCAUUGUUAGGUGGGCAACCAUGAUUCAAAAGAUAAACCCAUAAUUUUCACAUUGCAAACCCUAGUGUUAAAAACAUUCUGACCUAUUUUGAUCUUUCUGAGUUCUUUGCAACAGAAGAAUUGCUCUUUUUUAUUAUAGAAAAAUAAUAGAGUGAAAGCUAAGAGCGGGCAUUUGCAGAGGGGUGUGUCAAGUCUAAAACAGUUGAGAACCACUGGUUUAUAUGGUGCAUCCCCCACCCUACCUUCUGCCUAGGACAGCUCUCUUUCAUCAUCUUCCACGUUUAAAAAUAAAAUACGUGAAGCCUUUCACUGUAGCAGCACCACCCAAAAUAGCUGAGCUCUAAUUUGAAGCUGUCAAUCACAUCCUAGACUCCCAAGCAACUGGCACAUAUAAAACGAAUCCCCCAUCCCAUCUUCCAGCCUGCCUGAUCUUCUCUUUCUCCCUUUCAAGAUCUGACCUCCUCAAAAAUCUCUGAGAUCCUUGUCAUAGAUCUGUCCUGGUUCCUUUUACCUCCCCCACAUUGCGUUCUCACAUUAACAAAGCUCUCUUAAGCAAAUCUGAGCAUUUUGCAUGCAAAAGCUUGACUUCUCCACAGGUCAGAGCAUUUCUAGUCUCUCAAGUGACUGGUAUUUGGGAAUCCUUCUCAAAAAAUCAUAGUAUUUACCCAACAGACCAUAUGAUCUCCCUUUAGCAUUUAGAGACAACAAAACCCUUCAGGGAUUUGCUUAAAGAAAACUAUUUACUGGGGACAGAAUGAACUUACUGUUUUCCAAAAUCUCAGAUUUAAACUGAAGCAAACCCACAGUUAAGAAGCUCAGAUGAUCACUAGAAAUAGAUAAAGUGAGGAGACACAUUCAGCUUGGAGUCAAGAUCUUAAAGCCAAAAAGAAAUCUAUAUGAAAAUGCAACAACAAUCACUGGGACUGUUUCACAAACUCAUCAGGGGAGAUCAACAGCAAAUAGGCAGAGCCCUUUUCUCCCCAGCACCAUCUGGGGUGACGAGGAACAAUGGUAAUAAGCUGA
Alligator sinensis (Chinese alligator) is the source of this 3573-nucleotide messenger RNA. It is a transcript of the gene PSTPIP1, whose product is annotated as proline-serine-threonine phosphatase interacting protein 1. Gene Ontology annotation, biological process: actin filament polymerization. The record is from RefSeq and is a predicted model, not a curated record. The transcript is spliced from 15 exons. Gene Ontology annotation, cellular component: cytoplasm; actin filament; plasma membrane. The coding region runs from base 184 to 1410 and encodes 408 amino acids. Lineage: Eukaryota; Metazoa; Chordata; Crocodylia; Alligatoridae. Gene Ontology annotation, molecular function: actin filament binding.